This is a messenger RNA of Rhizophagus irregularis DAOM 181602=DAOM 197198, 721 nucleotides long. RefSeq lists its product as uncharacterized. The record is from RefSeq and is a predicted model, not a curated record. NCBI's taxonomy places the organism in Eukaryota, Fungi, Glomeromycota, Glomeromycetes, Glomerales, Glomeraceae.
UUUCCGGAUAAAAAAAAAAAAAUUUAAAUAAUUCCCAAUAACUAACAAAAUUUAUUUUUAAUCAAAAAUUCAACUCUUUAUUUUAUUUAUUUAUUUAUUUUAUUUUAAAAAAAAAUUUUUUCGAACAAUAUAAUUCAAACACUCUCAUUUACCAUAUCCUAAUAUGAAUCCAGGUCAACCUUCUAACUCGGAGAACCUUCCGCCUUCAUUUACCAAUAUCUAUCCUGAUUCUCAAUAUAACAACGUUCUUACCAUUUCUCCACUACAAAAGAAUGCGAACGGUUUUCACGUUACUACUGCGGUUCAGGAUAUUCAUCCUCAGCACGUAACUCAUACGUUACAAACUACACUUGCAACUACACCUUUUCAUCCUACUACCUUUUUCUAUAGUCCUCCAAACGAAUUUUGUCAUUAUUAUAUUAAUUGCAAAGAAAUCUGUUACGAUACUGUUGCUUAUUUAUUAAACAAAUCAUUAAAAGAAAAUAACGUUAAAUCUAACGAAAAUGAAUGUAUUUUCUACUAUCAACAACAACAUGCCAAGUUUUAUCAGGUAUCAUGUGAAAUCGUUUCUCCUUUAUUGAUUAAUAAUUGUUUGAAUAAAAAUUUUCUUGGUUUCGAGUUUCAACAGAAUGUGGAUGAAAAAUUAGCGUUCACUUUUGAACAAAAAGAAAACCUUGAAGGUUUGUUGAAACAAUAUUUAAGUCAAUACUUAUUAAAGUAA